Molecule: messenger RNA, 2380 nt
Organism: Selaginella moellendorffii
Lineage: Eukaryota; Viridiplantae; Streptophyta; Lycopodiopsida; Selaginellales; Selaginellaceae
Exons: 7
Coding region: 46-2232 (728 amino acids)
Source: RefSeq, a predicted model, not a curated record
CUUCUUUCUUUCUUUCUUUCCAACAGGCUAAAUUUCGGGGGGACGAUGGCAGUGAGCGACAAUUCUUCCUCCGAUGAAGACGACGAGCCAUUCGUCUCGAUCGGCAGGGCCACCAGCAGCUCCAGCAGCGGCAGCGACAGCAGCAGUAGCGGCGGCAGCGUCGUUUGCAGUGGCCGGACAAAUUCCAAGAUCAAGAGGAGCAGCGAUGCCGGGCGGAGGAUCCAGCAUGGAAGGCUCUACGACUCCACGAACGGGAUUACUUGCCACUGGUGCCGCCAGAAAACAGUGGAGGACAAGGUGUGCUGCAGCCGCUGCCCCAUCAGCUUUUGCGGGAGCUGCCUCGCCAAUCGCCAUGGCGAGAUUCUUGACGAGCAGAUGGAGGAGGGCGUGCGCUGGGUCUGUCCCAAGUGCCGCGGCGGCUGCGGCCCUGGCUGCGUGGAUUCUUGCUGUAACUGUGGCCCCUGCCGCAAGGCGCAAGGAUUGGCGCCGACGGGCGUCCUCAAGCACGGAGCUGCGAAGUCCGGAUUCAACAAUGCGCAUGACUACUUGAUCCAUCUCGAGACUGGUGAGUCCGUGAGAGAGAUCGCACAGCGCAAGCUCGGGAGGGACUGGAUCAAGCCCGGCAGCACGGUUCGUUACGACACCGAGCCGAUCUUUCGGAGGAGGAUCAUCCGGACUCUUGACGAUGAGGAGUGCACGCCAAAGAAGCGGCGGACCUGCGAGGCCGAGGAGAGGACGCCUCCAUCGAGUAUGCGUGGAGCGCUCAGGGGAGCACAGCUACGGCGGUAUCUUUCUCAGCUAGCGUCCGACAAGGCCGCGGAUAAAGCCAUCGCCGAGGAGGACGAGGAGGCCAGUGGCAGGGACGUCGCUUCGCUUGGAAGUAGAGUAAAGCUCCGGCUUUUUCAGUCGCGUGUCAAGGGCGAGAAGAUGGACCACGUUGGGACGAGCUCGAUAGCUGCUGCUGCCCCAGCGAUCAAGACAGAAAAGCCGGCAGACGAAGAGCAAGGUAAGGUUUUCAGUCGCCAAAAGCAAGUGAAGAUGGAAAAGGAUGGUGAAGCGUCGGCUCCUGCUUCCCAGAGCCACCAACAAGCCGGGGAGCGCUUCCGAGAGAUCUUCUCUGAGGCAAAGCAGACGAAAGAACGAGAGGAGAAGGAUGAAGUUAACGUUGGUGCUCGAGUCAAGGCCGAAAAGGAGGAUAGUCCGAGGACAGGGAGCGAGCAGAGGGCAACUGUUGCGAUCGUCAAGAACGAAGAAGGUGGUGACAAGAAGACGAUCAGAGCAGGCAUUAGUAGUGAAGAGGGGCGGGUUUCUAGAGGAGAAACUCCUAGCGACACCCAGGACGAACGAGGAAUCGAACACGAUAGUGGCAGCAGGGAGAAUACACCCGCACCGUGGAGCCGCGCUAGGAACCUGGAGAGAGCUCGCGAGCACGCUCAGGUGUUCCAUAGAGCUUGCCGGAGGAACACUAGAAACAGGAGUAACUAUUCGCACUUGGUGGAUUCCGCAGCGAGCGAGAGUGAGGAAGAGGAGGAGCUGGAACCCGACAGCGAUGAGAGCUCGAGACGCACCCAGAGUAGCUCGCUCACCGAGCAGCAGGACUCCGACUCGGACAAUGGGACAAAGGAUGAAGGAUUUGUUCUAGGCCGAGACGCUGGACUUUUGUAUCGCCAGCAGCUUGAGAAGGAGCUUGAGAAGCCCUUCGAUUCUCAGCAGCUAGAGAGCAUGCUCAAGCAAGCGAGCUGUAGGAAGCCAGUUCUUCGUCACAGGGACACAAGGCGCGGGAGUAUGCCAAUCGCUACUACCGUCACAGCUCCUUCCUAUCUGGACUAUCAUCCAGAUCUUGCGGAGAAAGUAGAAGUGGCUGAAGAUGAGGAAAAGCUCCGCCUCUUACGUGGUUUCUUCUUCUGGCUUAUGAAAACCUGCGAUCCUGGAGCUUUCAAGCCAUGGGUGACUCUCUCAGACCAGGAGAAAGGCAGCGACGAUUGCUACUUUGAUGAUCCAGACUGCGAGAUUACUGCAGUGGUGGUGCCACUGGACGAGCAGCGAGAAGCAAAAAACCUGCUGAGGCAGCGAAAAACUUCGAUCGCCCCAGCGCUUUCAGAUGAAAACGAAGAGACUCCGACUGGGCACGCCAAAGUUAAGGAAGAGAAACUCUCUGAUGAGGGAGGUGCCAAAGAGAAAAUCGCCGGUGGAAUUGGCGUCAAAGUUAAGGAGGAGAAGCUCACAGAAUGAGAGAGAGAGAAUUCCGCGCAGGAUCGAGACACUCUGAAGAUAUAAAAAUUUUGGUAAGUAGCAGCAGUAGCUGGCUAGGCGGAUUUAAGUGAAGUCACUGUGUAAUGUUACGCAAGAAAGGAAGAACAAAGAAUGAUUUUUUUUUGUU